Molecule: messenger RNA, 2562 nt
Organism: Budorcas taxicolor (takin)
Lineage: Eukaryota; Metazoa; Chordata; Mammalia; Artiodactyla; Bovidae
Gene: MACC1
Product: MET transcriptional regulator MACC1
Exons: 4
Coding region: 1-2562 (853 amino acids)
Cellular component (GO): cytoplasm
Source: RefSeq, a predicted model, not a curated record
AUGUUAACCAAUGAAAAAGCCCAUUUUUGGUCAGGAGGAAUUUCACGAAGUAUGUCUGAAGGAAAUCUGUUUGAUAUGGAAGCCCGAAAAUCCUCAAGAAAUUGUGAUAUUACAGAAUGUCCAGAUCCAGGUUUGCCUCUUGAUUGGCCAGAGGAUUUCACACUUCACGGCAAUAAUGCUUCCAAUGCUACAAAUCCAUUCUGGAAUGAACUGUCUGCAUCUAACCCAUUUUUGGAUGAUAUAACUCAGCUAAGAAAUAACCAGAAGAGAGAUAAUAUUUCUAUCUUGAAGGAAGAUCCUCUUCUUUUUUUUAGAGAAAUAGAAACUGGAAACUCUUUUGAUUCCUCUGGUGAUGAACUUGAUGUGCAUCAGUUGCUUAGGCAGUCUUCCUCAAGAAAAUCUGGAAGAUCUAAAAGUGUUUCAGAACUUUUGGACAUUUUGGAUGACACAGCACAUGCCCGUCAGAAUAUACAUAACUUUGACCAGAUUUUAGAACAAGACUUAGAAUGGCUUCAAAAUGAUCGAGAGGCUUAUAAAAUGGCUUGGUUAAGUCAGCGCCACCUUGCCCGUUCCUGCCUAGAUUUGAGUACAAUUAAUCAGAGUCCUGGAUGGGCCCAAACACAAGUUGCAGAGACUACAGUCCUUUGCAAAUUAAACCACCAAGGAGGGUCAGUACAGUUACCUGAAUCAGAUAUCACUGUUCAUGUGCCCCAAGGCCAUGUAGCUGUGGGGGAAUUCCAAGAGGUAUCUCUAAGAGCUUUUCUAGAUCCUCCACAAAAGCUUAACCAUGAUCUUUCAUGCACCAUAAGCCCACUGUUGGAAAUCAUGUUAGGUAACCUCAACACAAUGGAAGCCAUUUUGCUGGAGAUGAAAAUUGGGGCUGAAGUGAAAAAGGAUCCUUUCAGCCAAGUCAUGGCAGAAAUAGUGUGUUUACACAGUCUGGAUAAAGAAGGCCCUUUCAAAGUAUUAAACAACUGCUACAUUUACAAAGACACCGUCCAGGUCAAGCUAGUAGACUUGAGUCAAGUGAUGUAUCUAGUGGUUGCCGCACAAACUAAAGGUACUCAAUCACCAGCUGCCACCAUUUGGGAUUAUAUCCACAAAACCAUUUCAGUUGGAAUUUAUGGACCCAAAUAUAUCCACCCCAGUUUCACUGCUGUUUUCACAGUUUGUGGACAUAGUUAUAUGCCAGAAAAGCUUACUAUCUCUGAUAUUAAAAAAGGUGGGAAACCCAACACAUCUCCAGUUGUGUUUCAGCUCUGGGGGAAGCAUUCCUUCUUACUUGAAAAGCCACAAGAUUUAAGUGUAUCUGUCUUAUCAUGUGAUCCUGAUUUUGAAGUAAAAGCAGAAAGAAAAAGGAAAGAAAUUAAGCAAAAGCACUUGCAAUCAGGUCAAGUAGUUCAUCAACAAUUUUUCUUCUCUUUAGUUGACUCCAGAGAAAUGCACUUGUUUGUUUUCUGUGUUCAGGUGGAGCCGUGCAGUGGUAGGCCAGUGACACAGUUCUUUAUAACUUCACCUGAUCCAGCUCCGAACCUAAAAAGUCUGUCAAAUCUUCCAAGUGAUUUGCAGAAGAAGAAGGAAAGCAAAUCUUCUCCUUUAUUACCAACAGUGCAUGUUAAAUAUCCUACAUUUCAAGACAAAAAAUUGAACUUUACCAGCUAUGGAAUAACCCAGAAGACAGUGAUAAGACAAAAUAAGAUUGAAUACUUACUUGAAUAUUUCAAAGGGGACACGGUAGCUCUUCUUGGAGAAGGUAAAGUAAAAGCCAUUGGACAGUCCAAAGUGAAAGAAUGGUAUGUGGGAGUCCUGAGAGGUAAGAUUGGACUUUUACAUUGCAAAAACAUCAGGGUGAUUGCAAAGGAACAAGUAAUGUCUACGUCAGAUACUGUCUUCACAACCCAGAAUCUUCUUGAACAAAUUACCCUGCCUCUUAAAAAACUGACUUACAUCUACUCAGUUGUCUUGACCUUGGUAUCAGAAAAAGUGUAUGAUUGGAAAGUUUUAGCUUAUGUCCUAGGCUAUUCACAUCUGGCACUAGAAGACUUUGAUCAGCUACAAGCAGACAAAGAAUCAGAAAAAGUUGCUUAUGUUGUAAAGAAGUUAAAGGAAGAUUGCCAUGCAGAUAGAAAUACCAGGAAGUUUCUUUAUGAACUUACUGUGGCUCUGCUGAAGAUUGAUUGCCAAGGAUUAGUAGUGCAUCUUGUCCAGGAGGCUGCUAUUCUGACUUCAGCUGUCAAGCUUGGGAAAGGCUGGAGGGAACUAGCUGAAAAGUUAGUGCGACUCACAAAGCGACAAAUGGAGGCAUAUGAAAUUCCUCACCAAGGAAAAUCUGGAGAUGUGGCUGUAGAGAUGAUGUGGAAACCUGCCUAUGAUUUUCUUUAUACUUGGAGUGCUCACUAUGGAAACAGCUACAGAGAUGUGUUACAAGACCUACAAUCAGCUUUGGACAGAAUGAAAAACCCUGUGACCAAACAGUGGCGAGACUUAACUGGAGCUUUAAUACUAGUGAAUUCUUUAGAGGUUUUGAGAGCAACUGCAUUCUCCACUUGUGAGGAAGUAUAG